Messenger RNA from Ylistrum balloti, 2085 nucleotides. RefSeq names its product USP6 N-terminal-like protein. The record is from RefSeq and is a predicted model, not a curated record. The transcript has 13 exons. NCBI's taxonomy places the organism in Eukaryota, Metazoa, Mollusca, Bivalvia, Pectinida, Pectinidae. Bases 1 to 2055 code for a protein of 684 amino acids.
AUGGGAUUAGUAAAUGCUUUGUUUGUUACAGCCAGCUCAUCACUAGACCAGUAUGAUGAGGUGGAGCGGGCAUCCAGAGAGAGGAAGGAGAUUGUGGCCAAGUAUGACAAGGGUCGAGAAGAAGGGGCACAAAUUGACCCAUGGGAGGAUCCGACCUUGGAAGUGUACCAUGUCACUGACAGAUAUGGAUUCAUACAUGACUACCAACUCCCUCAGAAACAGAGUGCAGCUGAAGCAAAGGCUACAGAGGUGGAGAUUGAAAGGACUCAAAAAUGGCUGAAAAUGAUAAAAAAUUGGGACAAAUAUGCAUCUGGAGAAAAGAUGAUGCGACGUAUCUACAAAGGCAUCCCCAAUCGAGUCCGAGGUGAAGUGUGGAUCAGACUGCUGGAUGUCAACAAGAUAAAGGCUGAACAAAAAGGAAUCUACAGAGAAAUGAAGAACAGAGCAAGAAACAAAUCUCCACAUAUACGACAGAUUGACCUAGAUGUAAAUCGGACGUACCGGAAUCAUCUAGAGUUCCGAUCAAGAUAUGGUGUUCAACAACAAGCACUGUUUCAUGUACUGGCAGCAUAUUCCAUGUACAACACUGAGGUUGGGUACUGCCAAGGAAUGAGUGAGAUAGCUGCACUCCUCCUUAUGUACAUGGGAGAAGAGGAUGCUUUCUGGGCCAUUUCUCAACUCUUUUCUUCAAAGAAACAUGGAUUGCAUGGAUUUUUUAUCCCUGGAUUUCCAAAGUUAUUGAGAUUUCAAGAACACCAUGACACUAUUCUUAAGAAAUUCACACCAAAGCUUCGCAGAUUUUUUGAUAAAAAUGACAUCUAUACAACAUUAUAUACUAUCAAGUGGUUUCUCCAGUGCUUUUUAGAUAGGGUGCCAUACACACUCAAUCUUCGUUUAUGGGAUAUUUUAAUGCUGGAGGGAGAAGUCCUCCUUACAGGCAUGGCCUACACAAUAAUCAAGUUACACCGGAGAAAACUUCUGAAGAUGAAUGUGGAUGACAUACUUCAGUUUUUCCAGUCAGGGUUGGAGAAAGACUUUGGGUAUGAUGAUGAUACUGUGAUAGAUCAGUUACAAGUGGCAGUUGAGGAACUGAGAAAAGCUAAGAUGGAAGUACCUCCUAAAGCUAAGGUUAAUGAACUUCCUACUUUACCAUUUGGACUGGAAAUUGAGCCAAGUAUUGAACAGAUUAUUAAAAGUAGAAAUCCUGAAUCUGUUGAUGAACAUUUCAAACGCAAUCCACAUAAAGGAAAAUCUGGUUUCAUGAAAAAGAGAGGACUGACUAGUUCUGGAACUCCAGAAAUGUCUCGGAGUACAGACAGUGCAUCUAUGCAGUCAAGUAGGCUUUCAGACUAUUCUGUGGAUGACCGAUCAUCAUAUUAUGAUACAGCAGCCAACUCGAGGCUUUCUCUAGCAGAUUUUAGUUCCAAAGUUUCCAUGCAAAGCUCUAGAACUUCAUUUGCUGAUGGAUCGGAGGGCGGUAGCAUCGGUAUGAUGAGGUUCACUCCUAUCAUGAAUGAUGCACAUGGAGAAGGUGAACCUAGCAUGCUCAUGGAACAGGAACAACCGUCACGGGACACGACAAUUGAGAAUCUUGCUGGAGAACUGAAGACACCUUCAGAGCACUCUGAUUAUGACAACAUCAAUGGAAAUGGGUUGGAAGAUCUUAAUUACACAUCAUCUCACAUUGUAAAUAUCCCCAUUAGUAAAUCUGAUGGCUACAUCAUGACAAAAUCUGAGCAAGUAGGCCCGGUCCAGCAAACUGACUGGGUAGAUCACUCUGAGGACCGCAUGGUGACGGAGGCAGUCACUUUGUCACGCAGUGACACACUACGUUUGUCACAGGCUAAGAUACAACGCAUGAAAAACUCUCUGAGUGCAGAUGACGAGGGACUACAUGAGAGUAGACAUGUGUCUAAGGUACUCAUACAAAGCUCAAGUCAUCAUAAUGGUUACCUCGCCUCAGAGAAUGGACAUUCGCCGCAGAGAGUUGAAGUACAUAUGUCAGCUGUUUCUACGCCUAGUUUACCAAUCUCUCGCCAGCAGCAUGUAAUUUAGCAUCUGGGAUACCAUAGUUUGAGUACUUCA